AUGUCCACCACGCCCAAAGGUGUCACUACGUAUGGUAAUCGGCAAAAGGUUCAGCUCGCUCGGCGUAUAUCACCCAGCUCGGACGCCCGUCCGGUCGGUUCCACCUCUUCCUUCGCGCGCACAGAGACUUCCUCUCAAAGCAGCAGCGAGCUCUCAUCGGCGGGCCAAUCGCCCGACAAGCGGCGUCGCUUGACUCCCCCGGAGAGCGUCAGCGAGGUGGAGAAUGGGGUGACUGACGAGGACGGGGAAAGGGAGAUGGACCUCGAUGUCGACGCCGGACCGAGCGGGAAUGAAGACGAUCAUCAGGCGGGAGCGCCGAAUGGGCACCUGAAUGGGGAUCAGAGUGAGGGGGAGGGAGAGGAUCUGGCAGAGGAGGAAGAAUGCGAGUGGAGCGACCUGGACGAUGGCGGUGAGGACGGCAAGAGAAAUGGAGGGCAGAGACCGAUAUUACAUGUCGAGAUCCGCCGUAUGCCGAUUCGACAAGGUCGGGUACUCAAUAAACUCAUUCAGGGCAUCGUACAAGGGUUCCUCAAUUCUUCAGAGGACGUCCAGCGAAUCGGGUCGGAGGUGGAUCUGGAGGCAUGGGGCAACGAGACGCUCAUCCGGAAUAUCGAUAGGCUGUAUCUGGCCGAGACAGAACCACCAUCGGAGACUGUCAUCCCGAGCAAAGCCAACAUUCGGUAUCAUUUUUACGAGCCAUCAGGGAUCACCGAUUUAGAGCAGUUUACAGCUGUAACUGAGGACGACGAUGCGGACGAGGCAGUUCCCGCUGCUAGUGUGCGGGAAUUGCCCUCGAUGGAGCUGGAGGGGAUAUGGGAAAAUCUGAUCUAUACGUCAGAUCUGAAGCCGAAGCUGUUGAGAUACAUCAACUCGACUAUGGCGUUCUCAGAUGCCCGAGUGGAUUUCAACAAGGUGUCGUGGAAUCGGCUUGUAUUACUGCAUGGUCCACCAGGUACAGGAAAGACGAGUCUGUGUCGAGCCUUGGCACAGAAACUGCUGGUCAGGAUGGGUGAUACAUACCGGACAGGCAAGCUUGUCGAGAUCAACUCGCACUCGCUCUUCUCGAAAUGGUUCUCGGAAUCAGGAAAGCUGGUGCAGAAGUUGUUCUCGAGAGUAGGGGAGAUGGUGGAGGAUCAGAGGUGCUUGGUGGUUGUCAUGAUUGAUGAGGUGGAAAGUCUGACGGCUGCGAGGAGUGCAGCUAUCAACGGCUCGGAGCCCAGUGAUGCUUUACGUGUAGUCAAUGCGCUCCUCACCCAGCUCGACAAGCUCAAGACCCGCCAAAACGUUCUCGUGCUCACCACCUCCAACAUCCCGGAUACGAUCGAUUCUGCAUUUAUCGACCGAGCGGACGAAAAGUUCUUUGUCGACUACCCGCCGCCUGAGGCUGUCUACUGGAUCCUCAAGGGGUGUCUGGAGGAGCUGGACGAGAAGGGAAUGAUGCGGCCUUGUGGGGUUUCGUCCGUCCUCCAGGCGAAGCAUGCGCGAUGGAUGCGGGGGCAAGUGGCGAAGGUCGGUCCGGUUGAUCUGACGAGGCGACUCAAGGGGAAGGAGAGGGAGUUGGAGGCGGGGGUGGCGCUUUGGGAUAUCGCUGUGACUUGCCAUGACGCCAACCUCGCCGGCCGUUUCCUUCGUCGUCUCCCCCUCCUCGCGCACUCGCACUACCUCAUGGUGACUACCAAGACGGACGAUGAUGGGCGUGCUAUCCCGCGCACGAUUGAGAGGUGGCUCGAGGCGUUUAGGAAGGUCGUGAGGGAUGAGAUUGGGGAGAGGGCAAGGAUUGGGAAGAAGACGCAUACGACGCUGGCGAAGGUGGAAGGGGAUCGAAGGGAGGGGAGCGCCGGAGGGGAGGGCCGAUGA
Messenger RNA from Dioszegia hungarica, 1857 nucleotides. Its product is annotated as P-loop containing nucleoside triphosphate hydrolase protein. Lineage: Eukaryota; Fungi; Basidiomycota; Tremellomycetes; Tremellales; Bulleribasidiaceae. The record is from RefSeq and is a predicted model, not a curated record. The transcript is spliced from 10 exons. Gene Ontology annotation, cellular component: chromosome; nucleus. The coding region runs from base 1 to 1857 and encodes 618 amino acids. Gene Ontology annotation, molecular function: ATP binding; ATP hydrolysis activity. Gene Ontology annotation, biological process: reciprocal meiotic recombination; meiotic recombination checkpoint signaling.